Messenger RNA from Gavia stellata (red-throated loon), 3029 nucleotides. RefSeq names its product folliculin (gene FLCN). Gene Ontology annotation, biological process: negative regulation of transcription by RNA polymerase II; positive regulation of transforming growth factor beta receptor signaling pathway; positive regulation of TORC1 signaling. Gene Ontology annotation, cellular component: cytosol. The record is from RefSeq and is a predicted model, not a curated record. The transcript is spliced from 11 exons. Gene Ontology annotation, molecular function: GTPase activator activity. The coding region runs from base 22 to 1836 and encodes 604 amino acids. NCBI's taxonomy places the organism in Eukaryota, Metazoa, Chordata, Aves, Gaviiformes, Gaviidae.
CGUAUGUGCUGAGCUCUCACUAUGAACGCUAUUGUUGCCCUCUGCCAUUUUUGUGAGCUCCACGGUCCUCGCACCCUCUUUUGUACUGAGGUUCUACAUUCACCGCUUCCCCAAGGCGCGAGCAGCGGGGACAUCUCUGGGCAGAAUGAGCAGGCAGAGGAGGAAGAAGGUGGCAUUCAGAUGAGCAGUCGGAUCCGCUCGCACAGCCCCGCAGAAGGUGCCAGCGCCGACUCCAGCAGCCCAGGGCCAAAGAAGUCAGACAUGUGUGAGGGUUGCCGCUCUCUUGCAGGAGGACAUCCUGGAUAUGUCAGCCACGACAAAGAAACAUCAAUCAAGUACGUCAGUCACCAACACCCAAACCAUCCCCAGCUGUUCAGCAUCGUGCGCCAGGCCUGUGUUCGCAGUCUGAGCUGUGAGGUAACUGCUUUGGAGUACAGGGAGAAAACCUGUUCAUGGCCUUACGCCUACUUUGGUGUACGUGUCCCUCCCCUUCAGGUCUGCCCAGGACGUGAAGGGCCUAUUUUUUUCGGAGAUGAGCAGCAUGGUUUUGUGUUCAGCCACACCUUCUUUAUCAAAGACAGCCUGGCUCGAGGUUUUCAGCGCUGGUACAGCAUCAUCACUAUCAUGAUGGACCGGAUUUACCUCAUUAACUCCUGGCCUUUCUUGUUGGGAAAAAUCAGAGGCAUCAUUGAUGAGCUUCAGGGCAAAGCACUUAAGGUGUUCGAAGCAGAGCAGUACGGGUGCCCUCAGCGUGCCCAGAGGAUGAACACGGCCUUCACUCCCUUCCUGCACCAGCGGAAUGGCAAUGCAGCCCGCUCCUUAACGUCACUGACCAACGAUGAAAACCUGUGGGCAUGUUUGCAUACCUCCUUUGCUUGGCUUUUGAAAGCUUGUGGCAGCCGACUUACAGAGAAGCUUCUGGAGGGAGCACCAACAGAAGACACCCUCGUUCAGAUGGAAAAACUUGCAGACCUGAAAGAAGAGUCAGAAGGCUGGGAUGGAUCCGAAGAAGAGAAGCCUUCUUCCCAGCCAGAUGUUGUGGAAGGGCAGGAGCUGUCUAAAUGCUCACCUGAAACAUCUCUGAUGCCAGAUUGCAACAGCUGGAAUGUAGCUCACAGAAGGUUGUCUGUCUUUCGCUCUCUCAGGCACAUGAGACAGGUUCUUGGGGCAUCAGCAUUCCGCAUGCUGGCUUGGCAUGUCCUGAUGGGGAACCAGGUCAUCUGGAAAGCUCGAGACAUGGAUCUUGUCCAGUCUGCUUUUGAUGUGCUACGGACCAUGCUGCCUGUUGGUUGUGUGCGGAUCAUCCCCUACAGUGACCAGUAUGAAGAGGCAUAUCGGUGUAACUUCCUAGGGCUUAGCCCACAUGUCCAAAUCCCAUCCCACAUACUAUCAUCUGAGUUUGCGGUCCUUGUGGAAGUUCGCACUGCUACCCGAUCCAGUCUCUACCCGACUCUGUUUGAUGAUGAGCAGUCCCUCAACAAGUACGAGUUUGUUGUCACCAGUGGUAGCCCUGUUGCAGCAGAUCGAGUUGGCCCUACAAUCUUGAACAAGAUCGAAGCUGCCCUGACCAACCAGAACCUUUCUGUAGAUGUUGUGGAUCAGUGCCUUGUCUGCCUGAAGGAGGAGUGGAUGAAUAAAGUGAAGGUCCUCUUUAAAUUCACUAAAGUGGACAGCAGACCCAAGGAGGAUACCCAAAAACUGCUGAGCAUUCUGGGAGCUGCAGAGGAGGACAACGUCAAGCUUCUCAAGUUCUGGAUGACUGGCCUGAGCAAGACGUACAAGUCCCACCUGAUGUCAACAGUUCGCAGCCCAACGUCCUCAGAGUCCCGGAACUAAACGGUGCCCAACCUCAUUUGCUGCCUUCAGAUAAUUGCAGGGAACACCAAGUUACCGCUGCUGAGCCUGCAGCAUGUGCAUUAGGUGGAUAGUGAAACUUCAUCACUAUUCUUGUGGUCCUCAAACUAACUUGAAGAGUGACUUGAGUCUUUCCUAAUUGCUGUGAGACUGGACUAAUAAGUGCUAAUAAAUCGUGCUGCUGUCUGUCCUGAAACUCAACUCUAAAUCUAGACCUCCACACUCAAGACUAAAAUACAGCAACACUCAAAGAAUCAGCAUGAAUUAAUUAAAAUCUUGUACUGUCCUCAUUAAGCGUUAUGGUGUGGCAGUAGACCUGUUUCAGAUUUCAUUGGCAAGACUCUGAUACCUGUGACAACAUCGAGAACUCCUGGGAGUGGAUAUAGUUAAUCUCUCCGAAUCCCAGAAUCUCCUAAAUGCCUGAGAGAACAAGAACCAAAAAUAAGUGACAUGUCACAGGGUAUGGGUCACAUGUAAAUUAUUUCAAAACCACUUUAUGCUCGGAUUUAAGAAGAGACUAUUUUCUGCUGUAGCAUAAGUCAGGAUAUCCUAUCAGAGUCCUGUCACUCCACUUUAUUUAUUUAUAUCUUAACUUGAGACGGUUUCAACAUUUACUUUGGAAAUCUUGUCUGGGAGGGAGAAUUGUAAUAGAAGUCGUCUCAAAAUGCAGCCCGCUUGCCUCUCUAGAGGGUAGAACACUCGCCUUGUUUUGCCUGUGAUUGCGAAACUUCCAGGUAAUGAAGAUAACCUCGCCGGAAUUAAGGUUGCUGGUGUUCUUCUGUCUUCAGAAAUAGUUUUCUAGCUUCCUAAUUAAGUUAAGCAGAAAAGAUCCGACCUGUAGGUGCUCCAUUCUAUAUAACUCUAUAGUAGCCAUUUUGAAUGCUUAAUAGUUCAUGGAAACAUUGGUGCAGUUUUUAAUUACCUAAACAGAUAUUCCUUAUCUGUAUUGUGAGGAAUUACUGUUUCUGUUGUGAAGUAAUUUUUUGUCUUUUUUUCUGGAUCAUUGUUGGGAAAACUUGAUGUUACCAUAGACAUUUUUGACAAGCUAGAGGCAGGUUUUACCCAGGUGACCUUCUACACUCAUUCAAACAAGACUCAAGCUCAGAGGGGGUGUUCCAACUUGUCAUGAGUUCUGUUCUUAUGUAUAAAAUAUGCAGGUUGAUUUUUUUUUUUUU